This is a messenger RNA of Pocillopora damicornis (cauliflower coral), 525 nucleotides long. RefSeq lists its product as uncharacterized. Gene Ontology annotation, molecular function: calcium ion binding. The record is from RefSeq and is a predicted model, not a curated record. NCBI's taxonomy places the organism in Eukaryota, Metazoa, Cnidaria, Anthozoa, Scleractinia, Pocilloporidae.
AUGCAUGUAGAAAGAUUACCACCCCAUGAUGAAAGCCAAGCUGUGGGAGACACGGGGAAAGAAGAAGGGACUAAGGAAGGAGAUCAAGAAGAAAAGCAGGAAAAAGGAAAGGAAGAGGAAAAAGGAGUAGAUAUAGACGAAUGCAAGGAUCCAAACUCUUGCCCAGCUAAGCAAAAAUGUAUAAACACGCCUGGUGCCUAUGAAUGUCAUUGUGAAGAAGGAUACGAGAAGGGAGAUGGUGACGAGUGCGUGAAAAUGAAAUGUAAAUGCGGUGCUCAUGGAUCUAAGUGCGACGAAGACGGAAAGUGUACUUGUAAUGAAGGAUAUGAAAAAAAUGGAGAAGGAGUAUGUACAGAAUGCAAGUGCGCAUCGCACGAAGAAUGCUUCAACGGAAAGUGCAGGUGCAAGACAGGAUACAAGAAAAAUUCAAAGGGGAUGUGUGCUCGAAAACGCUCUGCUCGCCAAGUUGAUUCAGGCCACUCUGUACACGUCACCAGUCACCUGGGCACCCUCGGCCUCAUAUAG